AUGCCUACGUCAAUUCCAUUCCGCCCCAUAGGCGGUCCGCAUGCUAUCGCAGGAGACGGCCAUGCCGUCGAAGAGAAGCCUUCCACCACAAGGGCUAGGACCGAUUCCAGCGAUAAGCAGUACGCCGAAGAAGCUGCGCAACAUGUCACGAUCACAUUCAGCGACAAGGGCGACGCACAAGUACAAUUCAAAAUCAAGCGCACUACAAGGCUGGGCAGGGCUAUGUGUGACAUGCCAAGGUUCAUAUUCGCAGGUGCCCAUGUGACAUUUGACGACACCCCCGAGAAGCUCGGAAUGAUCGAUGGAGAUAUUGUCGAGCCAAGCUUGGAAGCCACUAGUUACCCUGCAAUCUUCCGUCACCACAAGACAAACACCGUCCAAGCUCUCUUCUUCUUUCGCGAAACAACAAACUCUUCCUCUCCACCUCUCCACCAACCACCACCACUCGCCUCCACCGACACCACCACUCUCCUCCAACAACACCACUUCAACACAAACUCCUACCACCCCACCUCCAUCACCAUGGACUAUCAACUCCCAACUACCAACGACGCCGACGCCAACGGCAACGGGCUUCCACCGCCACCAGUCACAGCCGCCGCCGCCAACGACACCGAAGGCCCAGCCGCGCCCAUGUACCACGUCGUCACACUCCGCGAACAGAACGGCGCCGAGUUGCAGUUCAAGAUGAAGACGCACAUGAAGUUCAGCAAGGUCAUCAGCGCUUUCUGCGACCGCACCGGCCGCCAGCCGACUGGCAUCCGCUUGCUCUUCGACGGGGAGAGGUUGACAGGGGAUUCGACGCCAGGUGAGCUGGAAAUGGGUGACGAAGAGCUGGUUGAGGUUCACGAGGAGCAGAUUGGAGGCGGAGCCUAG
Molecule: messenger RNA, 876 nt
Organism: Zymoseptoria tritici IPO323
Lineage: Eukaryota; Fungi; Ascomycota; Dothideomycetes; Mycosphaerellales; Mycosphaerellaceae
Exons: 6
Coding region: 1-876 (291 amino acids)
Biological process (GO): protein sumoylation
Cellular component (GO): nucleus
Molecular function (GO): ubiquitin-like protein ligase binding; protein tag activity
Source: RefSeq, a predicted model, not a curated record